UGUAUGUUUAAAAAAAUAUUCAAGGAAAUCUAAAAAUCAAAACAAAUCAUGUGCCAAUUUUAUUUAUCAAAAUAAGAUAAAGAAAUGUUGGAAAACGUUUUAGAGAGUUUCUACGAAAUAAUAUCGGCCUUUAUAACGGGAGUGCAUAAACCUGUAAAAGGACAAUUAAUUAAGAAACAUUGUGAAAAGCUUCCAAUACAUGGCGACAUCAGUUUUCCGAAUGCUGUAAAAUCGUGGCAUGAAUACUUAACUACACCCGUUGAUAUUGAUCGAGAGUUCACAUUACUAAGAUUUGUGGGUAAAGAAGAGAAGGAUUUAAUUGAACAGUCUCAGAAUUGGGUUUUACAAAUACAGAGAGUGAAUGAAUGUAGAGAACGUGUUUACAUAUUUCUCGAAAGAACGCGCGCUAUACACGUGGGGUUGUUGGAAGCUUUGAGGAAUAACGAAUUUAUAGCGCAAAGUAUACGAGAAGGAACAUCAAGAGUUCUUAAUGAUCCGAAUGAUGAAAAUGUGAACUCCAUUACAUCUCUGCGGGUGAAGUGCCUUACAAAAACAAUACAAAACUUUUGUAGUAUUCAUUUAAAGUGCAAGCAGUCAUCGCCUGUUAUUUUAAUUAGUUCCAAGUCUUCCAGUUGCGAUGAAGGAGUCAGGAAAGUGUUGUGUGGUGCAGUGCUUAAUGCAAAAACUGGUGUCAAAGAAAUAAAAAUUAAUGCUGAUGAAUUUAUUAGAAUAAGGCAAGGUGAAAUGACCUUAAUAGCACAACACAAGUAUGGAGUGAGGGUGACCACAGAUUCUAAAUGGAAAGAUUUCAUAGCACAUAUUGGAGAAUCUGCAGUUGUGUUUGAGUUACUGCAAACGAAACCUAAUAGUGCAGUCAAAAUUAAUUUUGAUUGUUCAUCAGCUGGUUCAAGCAAAGGAGCAGCAUUCAUUUUGUAUAAUUGUGCAAGAUUACAAACAAUACUAAGGACUUAUAAUGACAGAGUUAUUGAAGGUCUAUAUCCUAGUUUACCUAAAUUUGAAGAUGUAGAUUUCUCCUUGCUUACAGAAGAGGAUGAAUGGUGUUUGGUUUAUAACUACAUUUUAGGAUUUCCAUCUGUUAUCAGCAACUGUGUUGAAUUAAACGAGAAGUCGUGUGAAUUUCGACCUCACCAUCUCUGUAAUUUUCUCUGUUCUAUGGUCAGGGAGCUUAGUCAAUAUUAUAGAAGAGUAAGAAUAUUAACAGAACCAAGGAAACACCUGCUUCCCGUAAUGUUCGCCCGCAUACACAUGCUGAAAAUAAUAAACGACACCCUUAAGACAUGUCUACAUAUUUUAAACAUUAAAAGUGUUUCACAAAUGUAA
Achroia grisella is the source of this 1341-nucleotide messenger RNA. RefSeq names its product DALR anticodon-binding domain-containing protein 3. The transcript has 5 exons. NCBI's taxonomy places the organism in Eukaryota, Metazoa, Arthropoda, Insecta, Lepidoptera, Pyralidae. Gene Ontology annotation, molecular function: ATP binding; tRNA binding; arginine-tRNA ligase activity. The record is from RefSeq and is a predicted model, not a curated record. Gene Ontology annotation, biological process: arginyl-tRNA aminoacylation; tRNA C3-cytosine methylation. The coding region runs from base 85 to 1341 and encodes 418 amino acids.